This is a messenger RNA of Sciurus carolinensis (gray squirrel), 652 nucleotides long. RefSeq names its product cyclin-dependent kinase inhibitor 2A-like. Lineage: Eukaryota; Metazoa; Chordata; Mammalia; Rodentia; Sciuridae. Gene Ontology annotation, molecular function: cyclin-dependent protein serine/threonine kinase inhibitor activity; protein kinase binding. Gene Ontology annotation, cellular component: nucleus. The record is from RefSeq and is a predicted model, not a curated record. The transcript has 3 exons. Gene Ontology annotation, biological process: regulation of cyclin-dependent protein serine/threonine kinase activity; negative regulation of cell population proliferation. The coding region runs from base 78 to 515 and encodes 145 amino acids.
AGGGCGGGGCGGCAGCCCGCGCUAGACCCCGGCGGCGGGGGAAGGGAGCAAGCCAGAAGCUAGAAAGCCGGAGUAGCAUGGAGCCCUCCGCGGACCGGCUGACCAGCGCUGCAGCGCAGGGCCGCGCCCAGGAGGUGAGAGCGCUACUUGAGGCCGGCGCGCCGCCCAAUGCCCCGAAUCGGUACGGUCGGAGCCCGAUUCAGGUCAUGAUGAUGGGCAAUACGCACGUAGCCAGGCUGCUGCUGCUGCACGGCGCGGAACCCAACCGCGCAGACCCAGCCACCCUCACCCGACCAGUGCACGACGCGGCCCGGGAGGGUUUCUUGGACACGCUGGUGGCGCUUCACCAGGCAGGAGCGCGGUUGGAUGUGAGCGACGUCUGGGGUCGCCUUCCGGUGGACCUAGCUGAGGAGCGGGGCCACCGCGACAUCGCGCAGUAUCUGCGCGCGGCGGCAGGGGACACCGAAAGCGGCAGCCGAGCCUACACGGCCAGGAGCGGAGGGUCCCCCAGAUAGCGCCGACUUAAAGAAUCAUUGAGGCUGAGACAGAGCUUCAUUCUACGAAGUUGGAAGAAAGCCCUACACUGCACCCAAUUUUUCCCUGCUUUCUUAUUUCCAACUUUUUAAUAAAUACAGCUUUUUAAAAAUGUGAA